Molecule: messenger RNA, 1350 nt
Organism: Emericellopsis atlantica
Lineage: Eukaryota; Fungi; Ascomycota; Sordariomycetes; Hypocreales; Bionectriaceae
Exons: 2
Coding region: 312-1019 (235 amino acids)
Source: RefSeq, a predicted model, not a curated record
UCCCUAUACGUCAUCUCGGCGUCCGGCCAGGGACAGGAGUGUGUCUUACUCGUCAGCAGAUGACCGUAGGUCAUCUCGUGCCUUCAGCAGAUUGCAUGAGCCAUCCGUACCCGACCAGGGGGGAAUUACUUGCGAGACAGUACGUGCAGAAUUGCCGUCCUACGAUUCGAUCAUGAAAGUUGCAUUGGCGCACAGAGGCUGGUGGGUUCGAAUACACAAGGCUGUUCGUGGCAUGCUUGACGACACGAUUGAGUCUUUCCCAGACUUCGUCAGGCGAGCCUACGAGCAAUCGGCCUUCAGAACUGGGUAAGAUGGCGAUUGCGUUCGCCUUCGCUUCUGAUAUUAAUGGGUCACAUAUCUACACCUUGGUCGACCGCCUCGUUGUCUCUGACAUGGCGUGUGUGUCUACUGUGGAAGGCUUGGAGUGCCUGAUCUUGCUGGCUAUUCUCUAUGCGGACGAGGGCCAGCCCAGAAGAUCAUGGAUGAUCUUUCGCAGAGGAGUAGUGGUCGCGCAUUUACCGGACCUGUACCAGGCUGGCCUCCGAUCCACUGCCAUGAGACGGCUCUGGUUGUCUAUCUACCAAGCGGACCGCAUGAUGAGCAUGUUCCUAGGGCUACCGUACGGCUUCGUCGUCAUGCACUAUCAGCAAAUCUUAGAGGUGAAGCCCGAAAAUGACGACUUGGAUUCGACCAUGGCUAUCCGGUGUGCAAUUAUAGCUGGAAAGGUCAUUGAUCGAAACCACUCGCGAACAAAAGCUUCUAUCUCUAAGACAUUGGAACUGGACGAGGAGAUGAAUGAGCUCGCAACUUCUUUCCCAGAAACCUGGUGGGAGCUUCAUAACCGGGUCCGAGCGGAUGGCCACGGUUCCGACAAAACCCAUGUCCGGUUGCAUCAGCAUCUCUUCUUCUUCCACCUGCGACUCUACAUUUACCUGCCGUUCCUCGCGGUUCGGAAGAAAUCUCUCCACACGGUGACAUUAUACGCGUCGCCAGCAUGGAGGCUGCACGACAGCUGCUGAGACGAUACCUGAGUCUAUGGAGUGACGAGGAGGGACUAAGCCCGUCUGAGUGCAAGCUCGUGGACUUUAUGGCGUUUACCGGCGCCAUUGUCUUACUUCUAGGUUGCUCAAGCCUCUCCGGCCGAGGCAUGUCGAGUGAUGGGAAUGACAUCGAGGCUGUGCUGUCUUUGAUUCGGUGCUUGCAGCGCCAGGAGAAUCAAGAAAACUGUCCCAUCGCGUCGCAAUGUCGCAAGACGCUUACCGUACUGCUUUCGAGAUCGAGCACGGACGAAGAAGUCCGCAUUCCGUUCUUUGGCACAGUCGUUAAAAAAGGCGACCAAACCGGAGAGAA